AUGAGCCUCGAAUACGGCCCCCUCAUUCGCCUUUGGGGCAUUCACAGCUCACAGCUCCCAGCCGUCUCUGCGUCACCUGAUGAGCUGACUCCAUUCCUCUCAUCAAUUCUGCUCGAGGCCGCACCCUUCAUCAGUAACGUACCGUCGCCCGAGCGAUCACCAUUUAAAACGGCAUGGCAGUCAAUGGGCAGCAGAAGAUUCCUGUCGUCUAAAUCGCCCGUAUAUAUGUACAACCGUACUGUCCAUACAGAUGUCUUGGAAUCGCUAGCCCAGCAACAUCAUUUACCGCAGCUCAAGGGAGGGCGGCUCCAACCUGAAAAAUGGUAUCUCCGCCGCAGCACACAUGAGGACAGCGCUGCCCCUGGAACCGCCCGCUGGGACGAGUGGGUUAAAUGCUUCAAGGAGCACCAUUCCGAAGCGGAAAAGGAGUUCACGCCGACAGUCCUGGGCACAACCGUGCAUCAGGAAUGGGACUGCCGGGACGUAGAGGUCGAGUUGGACGGCGAGAUCUGGACCGACUGGACCCUCAAGCUGGAGGAAUCUGUGCACCAACUGCCUUCCCCUUUCAAGGAUCGAGUGUUCCCUGUGCUACAGGCCACAGCAGCCGUUCGAGGCGGGAGGAAGUUCAUGGUCGUCCAGAUAGCGGCAUCUGACUUGAACGGGGACAAGCAGCGAAGCAAAACGGUGCGCGGCGCCUACACAAGCAUCGAGCGACUGAUGGAGACGCCUGACGGCAUUGAAUGGGUCAUGGCGACGACGUCGGAUGCGAAGGGCUCGCUGCCACCAUGGAUGCAGAAGAUGGCUAUGCCAGGUCCGGUUGCGAAGGAUGUUGCGCUCUUCUUGUCUUGGAUCGCAUCUCAGCGGACAACGGGGAAGAAUAGUCUAGGUUGGGGCGGAGGCCAGGCUGUCAAGGGAAAACAAAUGACAUUCGAAUUGAGUAUCCGGCAAGUCAGUGCUCAGACCGAUCGGCUGCAACGGGAUUUGCAAAAACUCGUACACUCCACGAGCCAGGACAAGGAAUUCCGGGAACAGCAUGAGGUUCGCCUACAGAAACUGUGGCAAGAAAUGCUGGCAGUGAAGCAUCACAUGUCCCAGGUAGAUGAGGGCCAGAAGGGGGCGGAAGAACUGAGGGCGGAUUUCGAAAGAUGCCAAGAGGAGACCAAGUCGCUCAUCUCUGAGUUUCAGCACGAGAUAAGAGAACUCCGAGAGCUUUUUGAUGGGCUUUCGAGGCAACUGGAUCAGUUUCCGACGUUGGCGGAUUCGAUAAUUGACUCUGGAUAUAAGUCUCAGUCCAUUAUAGUCGCUAGGUCGACACUUGAUUCCCAGACACAGUCUUUACACCGCGGAUAUUCACUGAACAGCCAAGACAGCUGGGGCGCAUCGAUGGAUCAAAGCGUUGAGGAACUUGUACAAGCCGGGUAUGAUAAACAAGCUGUUACAGACGUCUCUAUUCGUGUUGUCGAAACAAUCAAGUCGACUCGUCGAUGGCAUCGCGACCACAAGGCCACUAUCCUCAGCGAUGCCGAGUUCGCCGAAAGCUACCUCAAGCAGCAGUCGAAGCGCGAUCCGGAUCUCGCCGUCCGCAUACAGAAGGCACUAUUACGUUGGGUUCGACGGAAUAGAAGGCUAGCGAACCCAUCUCCACGGUCACUUGCGGAAUUCUGCAGAGAUGUCAAGUGGCAAGAUGUGAUCGAUACAGUCCAGGACAUGCUGGUGAAACAUGAGAAGAGGACAAUGAUGGAAAUGUUAAAAGAGUCUCAAUAA
Messenger RNA from Clonostachys solani, 1764 nucleotides. NCBI's taxonomy places the organism in Eukaryota, Fungi, Ascomycota, Sordariomycetes, Hypocreales, Bionectriaceae. The record is from the annotation of a GenBank genome assembly.